Molecule: messenger RNA, 1026 nt
Organism: Parascedosporium putredinis
Lineage: Eukaryota; Fungi; Ascomycota; Sordariomycetes; Microascales; Microascaceae
Source: the annotation of a GenBank genome assembly
AUGGAGCGUGCAGGACGAUGGCCUGGGAAAGCGAUCGCGGCCCUCAUUAAGCUCGAGACCUGCGAUGUCAAGGACAAGGUCGCCCUCAUUGUCUACGGCGAUCCAAGCGAGUAUCCUGCUGCCUUCAACGAGAAUCUGGCCUCUGCCCUUGCCAACUGCUCCUUCAUCGUCGCCACCGUCUUAUUUUCCUCAUCGUGGAACCUAGGGCCUGCUUCUCAGCCCAUUCUCAUCCACCACGCAGCGGACACGGGUCCGGCGCCAUCCGAAACACCCGGCAUUAAAGUCCACACUUAUGCCCGUGCUCGGUCACCAAACUUCGUCGUGCCCGGUGCCGAGGGAUUUUCCUACACAGCAGCUUCCGUCUCACACAGCCGGAGCCUCAAGUUCGUCAAGGACCACGUAGGCGGGCCGUUCUUUGAUCUUGAGAAGAUUUGGGAUGAGCACACCUAUUUCGAGUUCGCCGACAGAUCGGUUGAGCAGACCAUGGGAACCAUGGUUUUAGAACCUUAUGUGAACCACAUACCCACGAUGACUGGCGGUAUUGGGCGAGCCAGACUGACCAACUUCUACCGCCACCACUUCAUCUUCAACAAUCCCGAAGACACAGAACUCGAACUCGUUAGCCGCACCAUCGGGGUCGACCGCAUCGUUGAUGAAUUCGUUUUUGUGCUGACCCACAACAAAGUAGUGGACUGGCUCAUACCCGGUAUCCCGCCGACCGGCGUGACCCUUCGCAUCCCCUUCGUCGCCGUCGUCAAUGUCCGCGGCGACAGGCUCUAUCACGAGCACAUCACCUGGGACCAGGGAACCGUGCUAAAGCAGCUAGGCCUGCUCCCCGACUACCUCCCGUUUCCCUACCCUGUGGAUGGACUCGAAGGCAAGAACCUAGAGGUUAGAGUCCCUGUUGCCGGGGUCGAAACGGCCACCAAGCUCCAAGACCAGCGAGCGGUGGAGAGUAACUUGAUGGUGCUCCCCACUGAGGCUACCAUCAGGGAAGUCAGGGUACAAGAGUCCUCCUCACAAUAA